Lodderomyces elongisporus is the source of this 300-nucleotide messenger RNA. RefSeq names its product mitochondrial 54S ribosomal protein uL30m (gene MRPL33). NCBI's taxonomy places the organism in Eukaryota, Fungi, Ascomycota, Pichiomycetes, Serinales, Debaryomycetaceae. Gene Ontology annotation, molecular function: structural constituent of ribosome. The record is from RefSeq and is a predicted model, not a curated record. The transcript has a single exon. Gene Ontology annotation, cellular component: large ribosomal subunit; mitochondrion. Gene Ontology annotation, biological process: translation. The coding region runs from base 1 to 300 and encodes 99 amino acids.
AUGUCGUCGCUUAACCCUGCUGCAAAGACGCUAUAUUACAGGAUUACACAACAUCGCUCAAGCAUAGGUGUGCCCGUGAAAACACGAGCGGUGCUCCAAGCUUUUGGCCUCAAGCGAAGAAAUCAGGUGGUGUAUGCAAAAGUGUCACCAUCAUCUGCUAGUUCUUUAACAAAGAUCAAGGAAUUGGUUAAAGUAGAGCUUUCAGAGGAGAAAAAGACAAAAGAGGAGGUAAAUCAAGAAAGGAAGUUUGCUAAAGGAUUCGAAGUGAUCAAAAAUGGGACACUGAAGGUGUACGAUUAA